CACACACAGAGCGGAGCAGCGGCGACAGAGAUGUGAAUAUGGAGUAGACCUCAAGCCCUCUCAACAUGUUUCCCGGAGUUUUCUAUGCACUGCUGGCGGGUUUCCUGGCGGCCGUGGCGUCGUCGUCCGCUAAGCUGUCCCUCGGAGCGGACUACCUGAAGGGAGUGUGCGAGACGGGGCUCCGGACGUGGGGCGAGCAGCGGAAAUUUAGACAAGCGGACGAGACUACCGCCUGUGACCGGCUGCACAUCCCGCUGAGGCUGCUGUGUGGCGGCCUGCUUUUUACCUGCAAUGCUGUGAUGUGGACCUUCCUUGCCAAAGCACUCAGGCACUCCUCCUCUUCCACCCGGACCACUGUGACCACCACUGCCUCCAACUUCGUAUCUUCCGCUUUCCUGGGCCAGCUGAUCUUUGGUGAGGCCCAGAUAACACUGUGGUGGGUCGGGAUAUCCCUGACUUUCUCUGGCCUGCUGGUCCUGCAGAGGGUCUCUCCGCAGGAUCGGCAUCAGGACACCGUCAAGGAUGAAUGACAUUGUAUUUUUCGUCUCCGCUAAGCUAUGCUUCUCAGACUGCUGCACCAUGUUUUCUUUCAGUCGUUCUGAUUUUCCGUUCCGCCAAAGAAAAAUGACACAUUAUUUUGUGUAGAUUUAUGACAAUUAUGGAAUGCAGGUAAGAAUGUUGGUCCAAGACAAAAUUACAUUCAGAAUUUUUUUUUCUUAAAAAAUAAUAGGUUCGCAGCUGAGUGUGAAGCGACUGGGAUGAGAAUCAGCACCUCCAAGUCCGAGUCCAUGGUUCUCGCCCGGAAAAGGGUGGAGUGCCGUCUCCGGGUUGGGGAGGAGAUCUUGCCCCAAGUGGAGGAGUUCAAGUACCUCGGAGUCUUGUUCAUGAGUGAGGGAAGAGUGGAUCGUGAGAUCGACGGGCAGAUCGGUGCGGCGUUUUCAGUAAUGCGGACAUUGUAUCGAUCCGUUGUGGUGAAGAAGGAGCUGAGCCGGAAGGCAAAGCUCUCAAUUUACCGGUCGAUCUACGUUCCCAUCCUCACCUAUGGUCAUGAGCUUUGGGUUAUGACCGAAAGGACAAGAUCACAGGUACAAGCGGCCGAAAUGAGUUUCCUCCGCCGGGUGGCGGGGCUCUCCCUUAGAGAUAGGGUGAGAAGCUCUGCCAUCCGGGAGGAGCUCAAAGUAAAGCCGCUGCUCCUCCACAUCGAGAGGAGCCAGAUGAGGUGGUUCGGGCAUCUGGUCAGGAUGCCACCCGAACGCCUCCCUAGGGAGGUGUUUAGGGCACGUCCGACCGGUAGGAGGCCGCGGGGAAGACCCAGGACACGUUGGGAAGACUAUGUCUCCCGGCUGGCCUGGGAACGCCUCGGGGUCCCACAGGAAGAGCUGGACGAAGUGGCUGGGGAGAGGGAAGUCUGGGCUUCCCUGCUUAGGCUGCUGCCUCCGCGACCCGACCUCGGAUAAGCGGGGGAAGAUGGAUGGAUGGAAAAAAUAAUAGUUUGAAUCGGUUUAUUUUUGGAAGUAAUGUAAAUGUCACCAUUUCGUCGACUGAGCAAAUCCCUUAAAAUUGUGGAUUAAUGGUCAAACAAUAACAAGAAGCUGAUGUUUACUAGGACUCAACCUCUCAUCUGGUCUAAAAUAAUUGUUAGCUUUGUCAAUGAAGAUGAUACUAGUGUAACCUUUAAGGCAGGGGUGUCCAAAGUGUGGCCCGUGGGCCAUUUAAUUGACCCACAUUACGGCCCAGAAUAGUUGUGUUUGUUUUUUUUAAACGACAACAUUGUGACAAAAGAGCAACAAGGCUAAAUGUACGGAGAGAAAGUUACUAUCUGAGUGACAAAGUUUGGACUGGGGGUAAGUGCUAACGCACAUUUUGGUACUGCAUCAAUCCGAUACAAAAUAAAUACAGGUCCGGUACCGCCAUAGUAUCUAUACUGAUGCCAAGCCCAAUACCUUUUACUUACUGUAUACAUUAUGAAACCAGAACAAAACACAGGACAAAUAUUUUAGGUACACAAACAAAAACAUCUUAAACUUAUUUGUGAACGAUUUAAAAAAAACAACUAAACAGUAGUACCUCAACUGGUUCUGUGAUGGAGAGCUUAACUCAAAAUACUUGUAUCUCAAAUCUUACAUUAAAAUUAAUUGAAAUCAAAGUAAUUGGUGCAUGCCUCUAGGGCUGCACAAUUCAUUUAAUUUUAAUCGUGAUCACGCUUUUGGCCGCUACGAUUAAAUGAGGGAGAUCGUCGGCAAUAUUAACAUUUAAAAAAACAUUUCAAACAAAGCACGUUGACAACCAACAGUCAGCCAACCACCAGGGGGCGACCAAUAGACUGUGGGUUCAUGUGAAAGCGAGUGACAACAGAGGUUAAAUGUAGAUCAGCCAGUAGCUCCCGAAAUUAUUAGGAAAAAUAAAUGCAUUAUUACAUCAGUGCCUUUCCCUCCCGCAGAGUUACCCACAGACACCCAAUUUAACCCCCGAAACACAAUCGCACACUUCGCCGUUCUCUCGGCACUCCCGUUCAUUUCCGAAACCUGGAAAUUAUCGAGUUGCGGAGACACGUUAAGCAUUAACAACACUUUCCUUCUUUUCUCAACCGCCAUCGUUUGAGCGCCACCGGCGCAAAGCCCCGACAAACAGCUACAAAAGCGGGAGUUCCCAAAAUACAGACGAGCGUAACAUCAACUAUACCCUAACGGACCCCGUAUCCAUCCACCUCUCAAAGACUCGCCAAAAUAUCAGCUGUAAUAGCGUUGUUUUGGCCAAAGACAUAUGUCCUAUAUUUAAUGUGAGCAGUACAAUGAAUGUGUUCUUUUGUAUGUGACUUUCAUGCAUAAUGUUAUUUUUUCAUUUGUUUGCACUUUAUGAUCUGCAAUGGCAUAUUUUAAUUUAAAUUAUCCCUUUGUCUAUUGUACAAUUUAUUUUAUAUUAAUGCAUUGUUUGUCAUAGUUUCAUUUUGAAAUAAAAGCAACAUUUACAUACUGUUGAUGUUAAAAUAUGUUCUAACAGUAAAUAAUCGUGAUUAACAAUCGUGAUUUCAAUAUUAAUGAAAUUGUGAUUAUUAUUUUGGCCAUAAUCGUUCAGCCCUACUUGUCCCCCCUAAAAACAGCCUUUAAAAAGAAAAACUAACUUUUAGAUAAUAAAUAUUGUAUG
This is a messenger RNA of Nerophis lumbriciformis (worm pipefish), 3144 nucleotides long. Its product is annotated as transmembrane protein 42-like. The record is from RefSeq and is a predicted model, not a curated record. Lineage: Eukaryota; Metazoa; Chordata; Actinopteri; Syngnathiformes; Syngnathidae.